This is a messenger RNA of Paramecium sonneborni, 1350 nucleotides long. Lineage: Eukaryota; Ciliophora; Oligohymenophorea; Peniculida; Parameciidae. The record is from the annotation of a GenBank genome assembly.
AUAUAAAUCGUUUUUUUAGAAGGAAUGAACUUAAAAUAUUUGUUUCUCUUUUAAUUGAUCCUUUUGAGUUUGGCACACAAUCAAGGAAAAUCAGUAAAGUUAUCAAAAAAGCAAGCACAUCAUAAACAUCACAAAUCAUAAAAAUUUUUGGAUAGUAUAAUGGUAUUUUAUAAUGAUAAUCAAAAAAGGAUGUAAAUGAAGAUUCAAUAGAAUUAUUACUAUAAAAACAUGAAGUAAAUUCAUACAAAAUCAAAAGAACUUCUAUUUGGCUGAAAUGACAGUUGGGACACCUGAAUAAAAAUUAACUGUUUUAAUAGACACAGGAAGCCCAAAUCUUCUACUUACUUCAUCACUUUGUUAAUAAAACAGUUGUAUAUAACAUGGUUCAUACAAUCCUUCCUUAUCAACAACUUCCUACUAUAUAGAAGCAAUAAAAUUGGCUAAUGUAUAUUGUAUAUUUGUAUUUAGGGAGAAGUAGGGAAUGAGAUUGAUAUAUAAUUUGCAUCUGGAAGUGUGGUAGGAGUAUUUUUUGAAGACAGAGUUUGUCUAAAUUAAUACUGUGUUAAUAAUUAAUUUAUUGUUGGGAUAGUUGAACAAACUGAGGAUGUAAUCAAUAAAUUAAAUUUUAGAUUUUUAGUCAAAUGAAAUUUGAUGGAAUAUUAGGAUUAGGACGUAUAAAGGAAGCAGUUGUAAAAAAUGCAUCCUAUAUUCACAAUUUAGAAUAUGAUGUAAGAUAUAUAAUGAUUCUCUAUUAAGACUGAUACUAGAAAUUUUUCACUUUAUUUAAGUAAUAGUGAGGAUGAUGAUAUGUCAAGUGAACUUGUUUUGGGAGGUAUUUCAUAACAUUUAAUUGCACCUGGAGAGGAGUUUAAAUUCUUUGAUGUAACUUCAGAUAAUUUAUGGACUAUAAAUAUUAAAGCAGUAUUUUUGGGAGAUGAAAGAAUAGAUGAUUGUAAUAAUUGUUAAGGUCUAAUUGAUUCUGGUACAUCCUUUAUCAGUUUUCCAGUUUAUGCAAUGGAGAAAUUCUACUAAAAAUUUGGAGUGUAAUUAUAUAUUAUAUUAAUGUUUAGUUAUUAAUUAUGUAGUAAUAUUGAUUCAUUCCCAGAUUUAACAUUUAUUUUAGAUAGAGGUAUUAAAUUUACACUUACUGGAUCAUAAUAUUUUAAAAGAAAUACUCAUGCUUUAUUCUCUAAAGAUAUUUGCAUUCCUUAUAUUAAAAAUAACCCUAUAAUUGGAGAUGAACUUAUUGUUCUUGGAUAACCAUUUCUUAUUCAUCAUUAUGUUUGGUUUGAUGAAGAUUAAUCUAAAAUUGGAAUUGUUAAAUCUAAAUAGCCAUCUCAUCAAUCCUGA